CAGGUCAGCCGUUCAGCAGAGGUUUGCAGGUUAUCUCGAUAACCGCAAAUCAUGCUUCGUGGUACAGGCCUCCGCAGUGGACUGUAGCUCUCGGCGCUCGCAAUAUAACACACAAUUCAACACAGCUGACCAAAUCCAACAAGGGCGCGCCAUGUGUCGCGCAUUUUUAAAUCUUUGAGUCAGAUUUCGGCGCAGUCACGUGGGCGGGUGUGAAGCGAAGCCGCGGGCGUCACUCGUCACGUGACUUUGAUAGAACGAAUCACGCUCCGAUACAAAGCUUCACUGAAAAUCGUUUCAUUUCUUUCCUGACACGCGUCUCGGAGCUUUGAUGUCCCGGGUAACAUCACUGACCGAGGACUCGAGAGGAAAGUGCGAGGUGAUGUGAACCAAACAUUUACAAACACGCCGGGGAGCUCUUCGUAUUUCACCCAGCGGAGCGCAUAGAUCCGGGCUCAAGCACACUUGGCCGCCGCUGCCCUGGAUGCUGCACGGAGCCGAGGCUGGAGGUUGUAGCUGCCGCAUCCCGUCGUUUGAAUAUCACUCACGGUGAAAUACUGGCCACCGCGACCGUGACAGUUUGAACCCGGCAGACAGGCGUACAGCUCGGGAGCCGCCGUUUCGAGUGCAGUGCCCCCUCCCCUCGCGUAGACAGUGCGGCGGAGAUGGAGCGGUGGAAAGGCAGAGUGGCCCUGGUGACCGGAGCCUCGGUGGGAAUUGGAGCGGCGACAGCCCGGGCACUGGUCCAGCAAGGCAUGCGGGUCGUCGGCUGCGCCAGGAAUGUCGACAAAAUAGAGAAGCUGGCAGCAGAAUGCCAGAGUGCGGGCUACAGUGGCACACUGAUCCCUUACAAGUGUGACCUGUCCAACGAGGAGGAGAUCCUGUCCAUGUUUUCAGCCAUCAAGAUGCAGCACAAAGGCGUGGACGUGUGCAUCAACAAUGCAGGACUGGCCCACAGUGAGCCGUUGCUCAGCGGAAAGACAGAGGGCUGGAGGAACAUGAUCGACGUGAAUGUCUUGGCCUUGUCCAUCUGCACCCGUGAGGCGUACAAAUCGAUGAAAGAGAGGAAUGUGGACGAUGGCCACAUCAUUAAUAUUAACAGUAUGAGCGGGCACCGAGUGGUACCAAGUGGCGAUGUGCAUUUCUACAGUGCCACUAAAUACGCCGUGACCGCUCUGACUGAGGGGAUACGACAAGAGCUCCGAGAAGCAAACACACACAUCAGAGCUACGUGUAUAUCUCCUGGAUUAGUGGAGACCGAGUUUGCCUUUCGGCUCCACAACAGUGAUCCUCAGAAAGCAGCCGCCGUAUAUGAGAGUAUGAAAUGUUUGAAAGCAGAAGACAUAGCGAGCGCAGUCACGUUUGUCCUCAGUGCCCCUGCUCAUGUCCAGAUUGGUGAUGUGCAGAUGAGGCCAGUAGAGCAGGUGUCGUAGCAGUCGAACGUGAAGCUGCCGGAGGAGCAUACGGACAGCAGCCAUGGUGACUCCAUAGCGACCUCUGCUGGGCGAGGGGGGGGGGGGGGGUUAAAACAAAUCAACUACAGCUGUUUUGGAUCUGCAGGGAUGUGGUCAACAAGGGGCUGGAGCCUUAAGGAGGCUGCGUGAGGAAAUGAAGGGCGUAGACUUUGUCAACCACAUGAAAAUACUACUGAAUGCAGCAACCUGGUGUUUGUGAAUUGUUGAGCCCGGUCCUGAACUGAGCUGACUCCAGACCACAGUAGGAACAAAAAAAUAAAGGCGAGUGUUGCUGCUGUGCUAUAUGGUCAUCCGCAUGACCGUCACUUCAGAGUGAGGAGUAUGCCAUCGAUUGCACAUGUUUUGUUUUUUUUGUUGUUUGUUUGUUUUGGGGGUUUUUUGUAGGUCAUAUGACAUCUUUUUGAAAUUAUGGAAAGAGUAAUUGCUGUUUAUAAUUUUUUUUAUAAAUAUUUUAACUUUUCACCAUAGAGAUGUGGUCUCAUACUCACUAUACACAAGCUAUACUAUCUCCUGUACUCUAACUAACCAUAAACAGUCUGUAAAUCCUGCGUCACUGUAUGUUUUCACAAACACAUUCACUUACCCCAUCAGUCCAGUUUUUCCGCCCCAAUUAAGGCAUGAGGAAAGUAUAAAAGACCGAUGUCGUCGUCGUCGUCGUCGUCGUCUGUUAAGCACAUGGGUUUCUAAUCUAACCUUUUUUGCCUGUGUAAUUUCAGUUCUUCUGGAUUUUUAUUCAUUUGUGGGAAGUUAUAAGGAGGAAACACUGGCAACUGAUGUGGGGGAGGGAGUUAAGUCAUUGCACAUGUAUACUCUGAAAAUGUGCACCUUUCCAUGGAAAUUUCUCAUUAAAUGAAUAACUAUUGCCCAUAA
Messenger RNA from Scophthalmus maximus (turbot), 2342 nucleotides. It is a transcript of the gene dhrs11a, whose product is annotated as dehydrogenase/reductase 11a. The transcript has 7 exons. The record is from RefSeq and is a predicted model, not a curated record. The coding region runs from base 663 to 1430 and encodes 255 amino acids. Gene Ontology annotation, molecular function: oxidoreductase activity. Lineage: Eukaryota; Metazoa; Chordata; Actinopteri; Pleuronectiformes; Scophthalmidae.